Molecule: messenger RNA, 3007 nt
Organism: Cricetulus griseus (Chinese hamster)
Lineage: Eukaryota; Metazoa; Chordata; Mammalia; Rodentia; Cricetidae
Source: RefSeq, a predicted model, not a curated record
CGGGCUCUUCCUGUCACCAGGCUUCAGGCUUCCCUUUGAGGAGGAGCCAGUUGUUUUGUAUGCCGUGGUACAGUUGCUGCUGCAGGGAGCUGAGCUGAGAGCUUCAGUGAUCUGGGAAACCACAAAAUGAAUGUCAUGACAUAUCAUGAUGUGCAUAUAGACUUCACUUGGGAAGAGUGGACUUUGCUGGAUACUUCUCAGAAGAAUCUCUACAAAGAUGUGAUGCUGGAGACCUACAAGAACCUCAAUGAUAUAGGAUUCAGUUGGGAAGACCAUACUAUUGAAGAAAACUGUCCAAGUUCUAAAAGAUAUGAAAGAUACAAGAUUCAACAUUGUAUUGAGUAUGGUAAAGCAUUCACUGACAAUUUUCCUUGGAGGCAUGAAAGAAGGCAAACUGGAGAAAAGCCUUCUGUAUAUUCCCAAUGUGUUAAAGCCUUUACAUAUAACAGUCAUCAUCAAAGGCAUAAAAGAAUACAUACAGGAGAGAAACCCUAUGAAUGUAAUCAGUGUGGUAAAGCCUUUGCAUAUCAUAGUCAUUUUCUAAUGCAUGAAAGAACACAUACUGGGGAGAAACCCUAUGAAUGUAAUCAGUGUGGUAAAGCCUUUGCAUAUCAUAGUCAUUUUCUAAUGCAUGAAAGAACACAUACUGGGGAGAAACCCUAUGAAUGUAAUCAGUGUGGUAAAGCCUUUGCUCAGCACGGUCAUCUUCAAAGACAUAAAAGAACACAUACUGGAGAAAAACCCUAUGAAUGUAAUCAGUGUGGUAAAGCCUUUGCUCAACAUUCUAAUCUUCAAACGCACAAAAGAACACAUACUGGAGAGAAACCCUAUGAAUGUAACCAGUGUGGUAAAGCCUUUGCUCAACAUUGUAAUCUUCAAACGCACAAAAAAACACAUACUGGAGAGAAACCCUAUGAAUGCAGUCAGUGUGGAAAGGCCUUUGCAUGUCAAAGUAAUCUUCAAAUACAUAAAAGAACACAUACUGGAGACAAACCACAUUAAGGUAAUCAGUAUAGUAAAGCUUUUGCGUUUAUAAGGAGUCUUUGAAAUCAUUACAAAAAAUCAUUCUUCACUGAAACUAUAAAUGUAGUCAGUUUGGUUCAAUUUUGCACUUUAUAUAGGAAUAAAGCUUUGUGGGCAAUCAAUCUUAAUGCCUUUGCAUGUUAGUCACUUUUAAGUACCUGAAAAAGAUAAUGAGGCCUUCUCAUUAUCAAGUAUUUGGUGGCAUCUUUAGCCAUCAUACUUCCAAUCAGUAACACAACAGUAUUUAUUUUGUAGAAGAAAAUCGACAGUGUCAACAGUCUCUGUAAGCAUUAUGAUGUCCAUUUUUAUAUUGUUGCUCCAGCAAAUUCAUGGAAAAGUGAAUUUAUAAAUUUAUGAAGCCAUAUGUGUAGUGUAAAUGGGACAGCCAAAGAAACAACUCUGAUCCCAAAACCAGAGCCAGUGAAAGAAACACACUUUGACCUUGAAACUGGAGCCAAAGUAACACACCGUGAAAUAAUAGCCAAAUAGUUAAAAAGGGUCAGUGAAAGAAGCACACUUAGGCCCUGAAGCCAAAGACAAAGAAACAAAUUCUAUCCCUGAACAACUGAGGAAAAAUCCAACCGAUACCUGAAUUCGAAACCAACCAGUCCCCAAACAGGAAUCCAGCCAAUCUCAAAGGAUUUUAAAUCUCAUGGAUUGAAAUUUUAUGAAUUAACAUGCAGAAAAAUAUUCUCUGUGAAAAACCUAUGCCCCUAAGAAGACAUAUGUAAAUCCUGUGUUUGUUCAGUGUGUAUCUGGUAUUUUCCACACUGGUAGUAGCCACCACUUUCCUGGAUUCGUCCCUCCCAAAUAAAUCUGUUCAAUGAGUCUCACUGAAAAUCUUUUGCCAGAGUGGAUAAAAAACUCCCCAGUAGAAUGGAGAAAAGAAGCAACAUACACCCCUGCUUGGAGAUUCUCUUAGAAGAGCUGAGCAAAAGAAAAAUCUUUUCACUCUAAUUGUAACAAACUGCUACAUUUCUGGACCAGUUUCCCCAUAGGUGAAUGAAGCUGAGAAGUGACAAUGUGGUCUGGAGCUAAGAAUAAAUGGAUAAGUUUCAUUGCUUGGAAACCCCCUAGUGGAGAAAGGAUGAGAAGCAAUGGACACUUCUGCUUGUAAACUCUCUUAGCAGAGUGGAACAAAGCUUAGUUGUAAUGGUCUCUCUCUGAGAGAAACAAAAGUGCUACUACAGCCUGACUUACUGACAGUCAGAAACCCACAGCUGUGGGUUUCCAGGAUACCUUCCCUUUACAACAGCAUGUGUAGACUGAUAUUGGACACUCAGGGUAGAUUUUUCUUCAGAGCCCUGGCAUCUAGGAUACAUUCCCUCCAAAAGGAAUAACAUGACUUCCCAACAGUUAUGAUACCUUUCUCUUCAGAGCUGCAGGCAUCCAGGACAUCUUCCCUUAACAGCUGUAGGUAUAGCCUGACUUCUGACAGUUGAGAUACCUUUCCCUCCAUAGCUGUAACACUUGCAUGAAGAUUUUAAAUGAUGAUGAAACCCUUUAAGAUUUAUGCUUAGUAGAAAGGUUGAGUCAGGGGAAGAAUAGAAGAAAGGAUAUGUGAUAGGUAGGGUUUUAGUUGGGGGUGGUCGUUGUAGGGGAGGAUGGGAGGAAGAAGGGAACCGGGAUUGUCAUGUAAAACAAUCUUGUUUCUGUUUUAAAUAAAAACUGAAAAAGAAGAUUUAUGCUUAGUGUAUGAAAUCAUUCAUGUGUAAAACAUUAUGGAUUUAUAUUAUUUUCUCUUCUGUUUUCAUUAUAAUAUCUAUGUAAAAGACUUUAACAUCUUGGUUCCAGUGGGAUUUAGGAUUAUCGUGAAAGUGGCAUGGCAGCUAAAGCAGUGGUCUAAGAAUUAACAUCCUUAAGCUGCAGCAGAGAGUAGGAACUGAUGUUGGAGAUCAUUGCAUUGUGGUUUCUCUUUUGAAACAUUUGAGAUACAUACCAACGUGUUCUUUAUAUGUGAAAUAAAUCCAUUUAGUGAUAUUUA